Aspergillus nomiae NRRL 13137 is the source of this 479-nucleotide messenger RNA. Its product is annotated as L51/S25/CI-B8 domain-containing protein. The record is from RefSeq and is a predicted model, not a curated record. Lineage: Eukaryota; Fungi; Ascomycota; Eurotiomycetes; Eurotiales; Aspergillaceae. The annotation marks the transcript as partial. The transcript has 4 exons.
UGAUCCGUUUGAUCGGGGAAGCAGCUUCUUACUCUCAUUGCCUAUCGCCGCCUAUCCUCCUAAUCCGGUCUUCCGUCAUUACCCUUUCACAAUGUCCGGCAAAUACGUUUUCACCAAGGGUCUGAAGGAGCUGCGCUUCCUUUUCUGUCAGACUUCAGAGCACAGUGCUCCCACAAGGACCUUCCUGCAGCGCGCAUACCCCACCAUGAAGAAGCACAACCCUCACGUCCCCAUUCUGAUCCGCGAGGCCAGCGGUACUCUGCCUAAGGUGUACGCCAGAUACGCAUUUGGCAAGGAGACACUCGAGCCAUUGAAUGGCUUGUCGGAUGCACAGAUCGAAGAAAAACUUACCAAGCUCGUGAAGGAGUCGUCAUAGCGAAUUUUCCGCACUUCCGUAUAUGUCCAUGCGUCGUGUUCAAAUCGUCAACCAUUGUAUCUAUAGAUGAAUUGGAAAAUUCAAUUUACUUCGAAACACUCAA